Molecule: messenger RNA, 4700 nt
Organism: Boleophthalmus pectinirostris (great blue-spotted mudskipper)
Lineage: Eukaryota; Metazoa; Chordata; Actinopteri; Gobiiformes; Gobiidae
Product: trichohyalin-like
Exons: 17
Coding region: 11-4441 (1476 amino acids)
Source: RefSeq, a predicted model, not a curated record
AGGGGCGGAGAUGGCGUCUGUGGAAGUGUCGACCAAUCAGGAGCCGGCAGACGGAACAGAAGAAAACUCAGGGAAGAAAAAAUCCAAGUUUCAGACGUUUAAAAAAUUCUUCAGGAGAAAAAAGCGAAAAGAUUCUGAAGAUCUGAAGAACUUUUCCUCCAACGAAGAUUUGAACAAAACACCUGAAAAAAAACAACGGUCGGAGGCGGGGCUGGGCAGCCGGGCGCAGUCACAUGACUCUGUGCUGGCGUGUGAUUAUUCGGAGGCUCAGGAGACUCUGGGGGCGUCUCAGGACAGUCUGCACGGGAAAGUCAAGUCUCUGCAGGUGCAGUUGAAACAGUCUCUUCUCUGUGGGAAAAGGAGUCAGGACGGAGCCGAGUCCGAGGACGACGGGCUCCCAUCCAGCCCCCCAGAGUCCACGCCCAACAAGAGUAAGCCUCAGAGGGACAGCUCGGUCAGUCUGGACUCUGGAGAGCUGUCGUGUCCGGGCUCGAGUGGCGCUCUGAGCCCCCUGCUGGUCGCUCCGGGGGACUUCAGCUCUCCGGCCUCGUCCUCCGUGUGUCUGGACAGUUCUGCGGCGAGACACAGACUGGAGCUGAGGCAGAAGGGCAGGAGGAGGAGGAGGAAGAGGCCGGCAAAGAGACCUGAGCUGGGACCUGAUCCGGGACCUGAUCCGGGGUCUGGAGCAGAGUCUCUCCUGGAGGACUCUCUGAACAUCUCCACAGCAGAAGAGAGAGAAGAGACAGAGGAGACAGGAGAAGACGAGGAGCUCAAACCUGAAGACGUCCAAAUCCAGACCGACAUAAAAGUCCUGGAAGAUUCAGAAAACAGAGACGAGACCGAGGACGAGACCGAGAUCAAGACCGAGGACGAGACCGAGGACGGGACCGAGAUCAAGACCGAGGACGAGACCGAGGAGGAGGACGAGUCUGGAGGAGAGGAGACUUCAGCUGAACCCUGUGUCAAGAGUCCAGACCAAAACCUGGAUCAAGACCAAGACCGAGACCGAGACCAAGAGGACGGGGACAGUCCCAGCUCGUCUCCGGCGCCCUCUGCUGGUGACACGGAGAACCUGCGGGACACGAACAAACUCCACCUGUCGGACUCGUCCCUGGAGGAGAAACUACGAGACGAUCCGAGCGACGACGGAGACGAGGAGCGGAAAACCGACGAGAGAGACGAGAAAGAAGAAGAGGAAGAGGAGGAAGAGGAGGAAGAGAGAGAGAAAGAGGAGGAGGAGGAGGAGGAGGAGGAGGAGGAGGAGGAGGAGGAGGAGGAGGAGGAGGAGGAGGAGAGCUCUCUGCUUCAGGAAGUCCUCAGCUCCUUGAAAACUCCACUGAGCGCUCUGGAUGUAAUACACACAGAUCACCAGCAGAGGGAGACAGAGGAGAUGGAGGAAGAGGAGGAGGAGGAAGAGGAGCUCCUGGUCACACCGCAGACGACUGAACAUGUCCAAGAAGAAGGACGUAAACGGGAAGCGGAGAGCGAGGAACAGGAAGUGGGCGUGUCCUCGUACAGAGACGCAGAGGAGGAGGAGCCGAAGAGCAGAGAGGAAGAGUCAGAGGAGGAGCCACAGGUGGAGAUCUUCAGCCCCAGACAGGUUGUUUCUGAAACCGAGCCACGCGAUUUCCAGAAGAUCCACCACGGCGUCGGCGUCACUUUACCUUCAUCGCCUUCAGACAGUGAGGAAGACGACGAGGAAGAGACACGGGAGGGUUUAAAAUUAACCCAAUGCCGAGAAACUGAAGACGUGGACGCCAUUUUGGAUCAGAUCAAACAGGAAGUGAGCGAGAGCGAAGAGGAAGUCACGGAGCAUCAAGACGAACAAGGAACGGGAGAUUUCGAGAUGGAGACAAACGCAGAAAUGGACGAAAGCACCGAAACGAAACCUGAAAUCAAGACUCGAGACUCCGUAAAAGUCGUUGAAAUCGUGUCUGAAGACGUUUUGGAAUUUGAGGGAGAAAUUUUGCGAGGUGAAAGCGAAAGUACAGAGACAACAGAAGACGAAAAUGACGUGAAAGAAACUGAAAUGUCUGAAAUGGAGUUGGAACGAGCGAGUAUCGAAGAAAACGACGAGAAAGAGGAAGAAACGACGGACAGACACGAAGCAGAAACGACGGAACGCAAACCCUCUCUGAGCAAAACUACGUCUUUGGAGAUUAAUCUGGUGUCUCCAAAUUCAAAGAAAGAAUUCAGUUUUCCAAAUCCUGAACAUUUUAACGAAGAAACCGAAGCGGAAAUUUGUGACGAAACUGAAAAACCGGCUUCGGAAAUCGCCGGUGUUUCUACGGUUGACGUAAAGGACACGCAAAGCCGAGAAGAUCGAAGAGAAUUCGAAGACAACGUUGAAAUUUUGGACGAAAACGACGAAACGAAAGAAGACGAAGUUAUAAAAGUUUCGACGGGCGGCAGUGAAAAGGUCGAAGAGCUGGAAAUUAUGGGAGAAAUCGAAGCGGAAGUAGAAAAUUUUGACGAAGAAGGCGGAGAUGUUUCGAUGGGCGAAGUGGAGGAGGUUCAAGAACGAGAAGAGACAGAAAAUAAAACUGAAAUUUCGCCAAAAAUUCAAGAAGACGGUGAAAUUUUGGGUAAAACUGACAAAACACAAAAAGAAAAAAGGGUUACGUUUUCUUUGGAGGAGAAAGAGGAGCCAGAAACGAUCGAGGAAAAACCUGAAAAUUCCCAAAGCGAAGUUUCCAGACCGGAGCCGAACAGGCCCAAGUUCACGAUCGCCGCGGCCUGGCAACGGUCUCACUCCGUCGGGCAGAAGGACGAGCGCGACCCCCCUACGCCUCCGGAGAACCACGAAGACCCAGCGGAGUCCGGACCUGAGCCAGAAUCUCAACCAGUCCGAGAGUCCGAGUCCGAGCCAAAGUCCCAGCAACACCCAGAAUCCAGAGCGAAACCUUGGCUCGGAGUCCAAGAGUCUCCGCAAAUCCAGGAGUCCAGACUGGAACCUGGGUCCGAACUAAUCCAAGAGUCCAAGUGUGAACCGGGGAUCCAGCAAGACCCAGAAACCAAGUCCAAACCAGAAACCAGGCCUGAGCGUGGGUCCAGAGUCCAAGAGUCUAGACCUACUCCUUGGUGCAAACAAGUCCAGGAGUCCAGACCAGAGCCGAAGACCCAACUAGACCUAGAAUCCAGGCUUGAACCGGGGUCGGAGCAAGUCCAGGAGUCCGGGUCUAAACCGGGACCGGAGGAGGAGCCAGAGGAGGGAGCGAGGAGCCCGACCGGAGCGAAGCGUCCCGGGAUACACGAGGACAAACCCGGCGAAGAUCGUCCGUCUGUGUCGGAGGAGAUUUCCCAGAAUCCUUUUGGGGUGCGUUUGAGGAGGACUCAGGCUCUGCACAGGUUCAUCGCAGAAGAUCAAAACAAACAGUCCGUCCACGAACCUCCCUCCCCCUCGCACAAAGUCGACCCGCCUUCUCCCACAAAGCAACCAAUCGGCAUCAAGCCCGCGGUGAUCAGCCAGCCAAUCACGGUCAAGCCCGCCGUCCUGAGCCAGCCAAUCACGAACAAGAGCCCGACGUCCAACCCGCCGGUCGCCGCCAAGCCCGUGGUGCCGCGAAAACCCGACGUGGAGGCUAAAAAACGAGUCUCGGAAGCGGGAGGAGGGACCGAGGCGCCGAGCUGGAUCUCCAUGGCCAAACAGAAACAGAAGAUUUACAAAGAAAACGUCAAGGAGGAGCAGGAGAAGAAGAGCCCGGAGCUGAGCAGAGCGAUUUCUCUGGACCUCAAACCCGCGGCCGCCGUCCCGCCCGUGCCGCAGAAACCCAGCCACUACACCUGCCCCGCACCCGCCGCCGCACCCGCCCCCGCACCCGCACCCGCACCCGUCUCCAAACCGCCGCCGCAGAAACCCGCCCACUCCUCCGCCUUUUCCUCCUGCCCCGCUCCCGUCCCGGCGAAACCGCUCACGGGCAAACCGCCGCCGCAGAAACCCAGCCACGCCUUCCCCGCCGCACCCGCCACACCCGCCUCACCUGCCCCCGCACCCGCCACACCCGCCCCUGCCCCGUCCUCGAAACCGGCGCCGCCAAAACCCGCCCACGCUCCCGUUUCCUCGCCUUCCCUCGCCUCUCCGUCUUCUCCUCUGUCUGGCGCCCCCUGCAGGCCUUCUUCUUCCUCUUCCUCCUUCUUCUUCUUCUUCUUCUUCUUCCUCCUCCCCUCGCGUCGCUUCGCCGCAGGACGAGCCCCCGUGGAUGGCGCUGGCGAAGAAAAAGGCCAAGGCGUGGAGCGAGAUGCCUCAGAUCGUCCAGUGACAGACUUGAAAUUUUCCCCCCCAAAAAUUUUUUUUCGAGGAAUUUGUUUUAUUUUAUUUUUUCGGACUUUUGUCUUUUUUUUUUUUCUGCACAUAUUUUUCGCACGGUGUUUACUCUCGUACGCUCACGGCUCCAGGUAUAUCCAGAUGUUUAAACGGUCGCGUAUACGGACGUUAAAGUGAAAUGAAAUGUGCUCGUGUAAAAAAGAGACUGAGUGUGAGUUUUGGCGCCGCCUUGUGGCCGAACGGCGCAUUGCGGUUUUGUUCUUGUUUUGUUUUUUUUGUUUUGUUUUUUGUUUUUUUUUGAGCUGGUUUAAGUUGAGGUACAGACAGGCGGGGUCCUCUUCCUCUUAAUUUAUAUCGAAGAGACGCCCGUGUGUCGUUUUUCUAAAUAAAACUAAUAAAAAUAAAAAAACGGAAAAAAAAAGCAAUGAUUUUCUUC